Aspergillus terreus NIH2624 is the source of this 2109-nucleotide messenger RNA. Its product is annotated as transmembrane 9 family protein. Gene Ontology annotation, cellular component: membrane; Golgi apparatus. Bases 1 to 2109 code for a protein of 702 amino acids. NCBI's taxonomy places the organism in Eukaryota, Fungi, Ascomycota, Eurotiomycetes, Eurotiales, Aspergillaceae. Gene Ontology annotation, biological process: protein localization to membrane; vacuolar transport. The transcript is spliced from 4 exons. The record is from RefSeq and is a predicted model, not a curated record.
AUGGGACGGUUUUGGAGUCUCCAUCGGUGGACGCUAUGGCUCUUGUUUGCUUCCUACGCCUGCGCGUUCUACAUACCUGGAUAUUCUGUCAAGCGGUACAAUGACGACGAGCCGAUUCCUCUCCUCGUCAACAAAAUCUUCUCCGACCAUACGCAACUGCAAUACGCUUACUAUGAUCUGCCCUUUGUCUGCCCCCCUAGUGGGCGUUCGCACGGCGGCUCGCCCUUCGGCUCGGGCCAAAGUGUGUCGCUGAACCUGGGCGAGAUCCUCCGCGGCGACCGCAUCAUGACGUCGGACUUUGAACUCCAUAUGGGCAAGAACGUGGAAUGUCAGGCGCUGUGCACCCAGGAGGUCGGGCGCAAGGACGUCAAAUGGGGCCGCCAGCUCAUCAAAGAAGGAUAUGUGGCGGAAUGGAUCGCGGACAACUUGCCUGGCGCGACGAGUUUUGUCACCGUCGACCGCAGUCGCAAGUACUACGCGACGGGAUUCAAGCUCGGGUUCCAGGAGUUUUCCCCGAUCGAUGGCAAGCGCCGCUUCUACAUCAAUAAUCACUUCACUAUUGUGAUCCGCUGGCGGUCUGCUCCCGAGGGAGGCAAAGUUAUUGUUGGGUUUGAGAUCUAUCCGAAGAGUAUUCGCGCGGAGGAUCAUGAAGAAGGCGGCUGUCCGAAACACGUCCACGAGCACCAUGACGGGCUCGAGUUGUACAUUCCCCCGAACACGGCCCGGCUGCGGGAGAUGUACCCUGGGUCGUCGUAUAUUCCGGAAGAUGACGACGAGAUCGAUGACGGUGCGACAUUGAAGAUCCCCUACACGUACUCGGUGUACUUCAAGGAGGAAAACGGCAUUGACUGGGCGAAUCGCUGGGAUCUGUAUUUCAGCAACCAGGCCGAAGGGUCUGUGACGCAUUGGCUGGCCAUUGUUAAUUCGCUGACCAUCUCUGGCGUGCUUGGUGUGGCGGUGUAUGUCAUCUGGAACCGCACCGUGCAGGGUGACAUUAAGGGCCGCGGCGACGGAGCCCUGGACGAGGCCAAGCUGAAGGCGCGCAGCGCAGCCAAGCUGAAGGAUCUCGAACGCAAAGGCGACGGGCUACUGGACCAAGGCAAUGACGUGGAACGGGAUGCCGAUCUGUCGUCGGAGGAUGAGAACCUCGAAGACGUCAGCGGCUGGAAACUUCUCCACGGGGACGUGUUCCGCGUGCCCGAGUACAGCGGACUCCUGGCACCGCUCGUCGGAUCUGGCAUGCAGCUGCUGUUCAUGGUCUCUGGGCUUUUGUUCUUGAGCUGCCUGGGCGUGUUGAAUCCCAGUUUCCGUGGGGGAUUUGUCAGCGUCGGCAUGGGUCUGUUCGUUUUUGCUGGACUGUUUUCUGGAUACUUUUCGGGACGCUUGUACAAGACCUUUGGCGGUGCCAACUGGCGGAAGAAUACGUUGAUUACCGCUCUGUUCUUCCCUGGAUUGGCAUUCUGCCUCAUCUUCAUUUUAAACCUGUUUGUCUGGGCUCAGGCAUCCAGCACGGCGAUUCCUUUCGGCACGUUGGUCAGUCUGGUUGCGCUGUGGCUGUUGAUCCAGGUUCCGCUGGUGUAUGUGGGCAGCUGGUUCGGGUACGUGCGGGCGACACCGUGGGAGCACCCGACCAAGACGACAUCGAUCGCGCGUCAAAUCCCGCCGCAACCAUGGUAUCUGCACAGCAUCCACGGCACGGUGAUUACUGGCCUGGCGCCGUUCGCGGUGCUGUUUAUUGAGCUGCUGUUUGUGUUUAAGAACUUGUGGCAGGACAAGAGCGGAUACUACUACGUGUUUGGGUUUUUGAGCGCAGUGACGACGAUUCUGAUGGUGACGGUGAGCGAGGUGACGGUGAUUGCGACAUAUAGCCAGUUGUGUGCGGAGAACUACCACUGGUGGUGGCAGAGUUUCCUGACGGGCGGCAGCAGCGCGUUCUGGGUGUUUGCGUACUGCAUCUGGUACUACUUUUUCCACCUGCACAUUACUGGGUUUGUGUCGAGUCUGCUCUUCUUCAGCUACAGCUUCCUGGCGUGUGCGGUGUACGGACUUUUGACGGGCACCGUCGGGUUUUUGACGGCGUAUGCGUUCAUCCGCCGGAUCUACAGGUGA